Messenger RNA from Galendromus occidentalis (western predatory mite), 1485 nucleotides. RefSeq lists its product as uncharacterized. Gene Ontology annotation, molecular function: double-stranded DNA binding. The coding region runs from base 1 to 1485 and encodes 494 amino acids. The record is from RefSeq and is a predicted model, not a curated record. Lineage: Eukaryota; Metazoa; Arthropoda; Arachnida; Mesostigmata; Phytoseiidae. Gene Ontology annotation, cellular component: nucleus. Gene Ontology annotation, biological process: regulation of transcription by RNA polymerase II. The transcript has a single exon.
AUGCCAAGAACCAAGAAAGAAUUUCCCGAACUAGUCAGCGAGUUCGGAGAAGACGUGUUUUCGUGCAAUGAGACGGCAGUCAUCUGCAAAGCCUGUUCCAAGCCUUUCCCAGGCGCCCGGCGCUUCAAUUUGAGCCAGCAUAUCGGGACGAGCUCGCAUCAGAAAGCUCUCGAACGCUUGCGGAAAAGACAGGAAGAAGAGGCUAGACUACAGGCUGCUACGUGCAUGUCUGAUGUAGCGCCCUUCCCGCUGGAUUUGUGCAGGGCGUUGCUGGCCGCGGAUAUACCCGUUUACAAGCUGGAGAAUCCGACUCUCAAGAACUUCUUGGAGACUUACACGACUAGAAUAAUCCCGAACGAGUCGACUCUUCGUAAGUUCUAUGUUCACGAAAUCUACGAGCAGAAAAUGGCGGAAAUUCGAGAGAGCAUUGGCGAAUCCGCGAUCUGGAUUUCUAUCGACGAAACAACUGAUUUCAUGGGUAGGAGCGUAGCCCAUGUCAUCAUUGGAGCCCUCAACAACAACGCGCCCGGCCGCCCGUAUAUCAUGAAUUGUGAAAUUGUGGAGAGAACCAACGCGCACACCGUAGCGACAGUCUUCUACAAAAGCGUGGAGAAACUCUGGCAGAAUGAGGUGCGACACGAGAAAGUCCUACUGUUCGUAAGCGAUGCAGCUCCGUACAUGAUCGCAGCCGGGAAGAGCCUCAAGGUGUUUUUUCCUAACAUGAUUCAUGUCACAUGCGUCGCGCACGCAUUACACCGAGUCGCGGAGCAAGCAAGGAAAAUUUUUCCCAAUGUCGACCGAUUGAUUGCAUCGGUGAAGAAAAUUUUUCUAAAGGCUCCGUUGCGUGUGGAAGCUUUCCGUAGUAUGCUGGGCGGCAUUCCCCUCCCGCCGCAACCCGUAGUGACACGUUGGGGGACCUGGAUAAAUGCGGCCCUGUACUACGGCGAACACUUCGAACCGCUGAAAAACUUCGUCAGGUCACACUUAGAUUCCGAAGACUCGACGGCAAUCGGCGAAGCUCAACACUUGUUCGGACUAGAAUCUAUCCGGAACGAUUUGGUUCUGAUAUCAUCGAGCUUGAACACUCUCCCCAGGACGAUCACCUUGCUUGAGGCUAGCGGCGCAUCUCUCCGGGAAUCCUUAAAACAUCUUGAGGAUUUCGGAUCAACGAUCAACUUCACGAGACGUCAAAAAUUGUUCCCGGUCAAAGAAAAAUUCGAAGCCGUCCUAGCACGCAAUGUCGGCUUGCAAACGCUGCGAGAGAUCCGAAGUUUGCUCGACGGUUCUUCAUCGGGUGGGGAGCUCCCGAGUGAUUUAGAGUACAGUGUUGCACAAUUCACGAGUUUCGAAUUCGCGCCUAUCGUCUCGUGUGACGUCGAGAGAAGCUUUUCGAUCUUGAAGAAUAUUCUCCGGGAGAACAGGAAUGGACUGACGGCGGCCCAUUUGAGAGAGUAUGUCGUAAUAGCUUGUAAUAGAGAGUCAUGA